Messenger RNA from Cephus cinctus (wheat stem sawfly), 895 nucleotides. RefSeq lists its product as uncharacterized. The coding region runs from base 238 to 828 and encodes 196 amino acids. The record is from RefSeq and is a predicted model, not a curated record. The transcript is spliced from 2 exons. Lineage: Eukaryota; Metazoa; Arthropoda; Insecta; Hymenoptera; Cephidae.
ACGUAAAAGUUGGAAGAGUUUGGAACGAAUUCGAAAUUGCUUUUUCCCAUUCGGUUUUAUGUGUCUUAUACUCUGGGGAGACAGAGGGAUUUUGGUAUUCCGUUUUUGUACUGCAUGGAGACAAAAGAAUUUCGAUUUUCGAUGGCUUUCGUUUGUUCAUUUCUUAUGAGGAAAAAAGUGUGCCGAAGAAGGUUAUAAAAUUUUGCGUAAAGGCAGAGAGGAAAUCUGUGCUUAAAUAUGGAGCGUAAACCACCGUCGAUAAUUCUGUUUCCAACGCAACCGGAAAAGGUCAGGGACACGGAGAGAGGACCCCGGAAAUCGAGGAAACGUAGUAAAAAGGGUGGCGAAUCGAUAUUGGAACGAUUCGACAAAAUGGUGAACGCAAAACUUGAGGAACGUAGGGUCCAUGACGCAGCAUCCGACGGUUCCAGCGCCGACGAAGCCACUUCACCCGAGACUGGCGCACCAGGUACUCAGCGACCACUUCGAUCAAUCUCAAAAACCCUGGCGAGCAGUAUGAGCAACAUAGACGUAUUGGAGCAAAUGAACCUGAACCAGGACGAUGAGCUUGCUGAAGCCGUCGAGAAGUUGAUAAAGGCCGAGGAGACGGCACGUUUUACAGAGAUGAUCGUAGCUGCGGAAGCUGCGGUUGCAGCUGCUCCUCCGGAGUUGGCCGAGGAAGCCGCCCUGGCAGUUGCGCAGGAUUACCAGACUCAAACUGUUAGCGCUAUCAAGGAAGAAAUCCCUGGGGAUACGGUGAUAGAGAUUGUGGGAUAUAUCGGGAUAAGACGACGUAAACGUCGUACCGGGAUUUCUUGUGCUUGUUAAAAAUUUUAUUACAGCCAUAUUACGUAAUUAUUAUUACAUGGUAAAAAAUAUUAGUACAGUACUUAUA